This is a messenger RNA of Ailuropoda melanoleuca (giant panda), 1158 nucleotides long. Its product is annotated as keratin-associated protein 10-7-like. Gene Ontology annotation, cellular component: keratin filament. Lineage: Eukaryota; Metazoa; Chordata; Mammalia; Carnivora; Ursidae. The transcript has a single exon. The record is from RefSeq and is a predicted model, not a curated record. The annotation marks the transcript as partial.
CCCGUCUGCUGCAAGCCCGUGUGCNCCUGCGAGCUGCGUGUCCAGCCCCUGCCAAUCAGCCUGCACCAGCUCCUGCCAGCCCUCCUGCGGCAGCUCCUCCCCCUGCCAGGAAGACAGCUGUGUGUCUGUCUGCUGCAAGCCCGUGUGCUGUACCCCUGUCUGCUGCACCCCUGUCUGUUGCAAGCCCGUCUGCUGCACCCCUGUCUGCUGCAAGCCCCUCUGUUGCACCCCUGUCUGUUGCGAGACCUCCCCCUGCUCAUCCUCCUCAUGCUGCCAGCCCCCCUGCUGCGCCCCCAGCUCCUGCCUGACCCUCAUCUGCACCCCUGCAAGCUGCGUGUCCAGCCCCUGCCAAUCAGCCUGCACCAGCUCCUGCCAGCCCUCCUGCAGCAGCUCCUCCCCCUGCCAGGAAGACUGCUGUGUGUCUGUCUGCUGCAAGCCUGUCUGCUGCAAGCCCGUCUGCUGCAAGCCCGUCUGCUGCAAGCCCGUCUGCUGCACCCCUGUCUGCAGCACCUNCUGCCCAGGGGCCUCCCCCUGCUCUGCCCCCUCCUGCUGCCAGCCCAGCCCCUGCUCCUCGUCCUGCUGCACGCCCUCUUCCUGCGUGUCCCUGCUCUGCCGCCCCGUGUGCAGACCCGCCUGCUGCGUGCCCGUCUCCUCCUGCUGUGCCCCCGCCUCCUCCUGCCAGCCCAGCUGCUGCCGCCGGGCCUCCUGCGUGUCCCUGCUUUGCCGCCCCGUGUGCUCCCGCCAGGCCUGCUGCAUCCCCGCCUCAGCCCAGAAGUCCUGCUGCUGACCGGGCACGUCCCCUGCCCCCCAGGGCCAGCUGGGCUCAGGACCCAUCCAGUGACGGUGGUCCUCCCAGCGCCCCCUCGGUCCAGUCCUGACCUGUGUUAGGUGGCUGCCCGCACCCAGGAUGGGGUCCCCAUGUGUCCACACUCCUGACCUCACCUUGAUCUCCUGCCUCCCCAGACCGCUGACCCCGCUGCUCCCCGGGGCUCCUGCUCCCAGGAGGCGCCUCCACCUGUUCUGGGUCCCUGUCCUUCCCUCCCGGUGUCUCUGCUCGGGUCCCUUGGCCUCAACAUCUGACCUGUCGGCCCCUCCUCGGGCACCCCAAUAAACUCACUUGUCCAACAGAUCUGCUUCCUUUCAUCUGACCCUCAUGGG